Echinostoma caproni is the source of this 687-nucleotide messenger RNA. NCBI's taxonomy places the organism in Eukaryota, Metazoa, Platyhelminthes, Trematoda, Plagiorchiida, Echinostomatidae. The record is from the annotation of a GenBank genome assembly.
AUGCAGAACGAUCAGAUCAUGGUAAAACUAAAAGUGCUCGAAGGCUCACGUCGAUUGAAUUCGGACGAUCCCGAUGAUUUGGACGAUCCGCGAACGUUGGAACUGGGAUGGACCAGCCGAGUCACAGCUAUCGCGUAUGCUGUAUGUCGCUGGUCGGCAGAACAGUCCAUGAUGUUGUCUGCCACACGGGAAUACGUUCGUGUGCGACCCAAACUGAGGCAAACCACUGAACCGUUGCUGAUCUUUUUGGCCCGUACUCGCCUCAUCCGAAAUCGUAUGUGUUGCCUCCGGUGUCCUCGUUAUCCAUUUAUGUAUUUGAUCCGAUGUGAUGAGCAUUUGGACGGUUGGCAGUGGCGUUGCCCUCGAUGUCAACGGUGUCGUUCGAUACGAUCGGGGUCCCGACUAUUACGCUGUCGAAUCUCACUUCACGCACUCCUUGACAGUAUAUACUUCUGGUGUCACAAAUCCGUGACAGACAGUUCUGUGCGGAAACUUCUCCCGGAAUUAUGGUGGUCGCGUAUACGAUUUAUUUGUUUGUUGGAUACCUGUCAUUCACAGACCACUCAACCUAGUCCUGCUCCGCCUGUUCGAUCGGGUGGUGUGCGAAGUACCAAAUCUCGUUAUCGACGUCCGCGUCUGUCAGAAGCUUCCGUUCCGGUGGGUAUAUGUGACACUUCACUUCGUUGA